AUGCCUUACGGAAAGGUACACGAAUUUGAUCUACAUGGUCGAGGGAAUUGGGACGCGUACGUACGGCUCGUGGAACAGUAUAUUUUACUGAAUGAAAUAAAAGAAGAGUUCCGCGUGGCCACGUUAGUAACGCACGUCGGCUCUGCGACCUACGAAUUGAUGUGUGAUCUGUGUGCACCUGACCAUCCAGAAACAAAGGACUUCAAAAGCCUAGUGGAGCUUGUAAAAAACCAUUUGGAUCCUAAAAGGUCAGAAAUAGCCGAGAGGCAUAUUUUUCGACAGCGGCGGCAAGCGGAAGGCGAAGCGAUUGGAGUUUUCCUGCAAAAUUUAAAACAUCUUGCGACAUAUUGCAACUUUGGUACAAAGCUGGAGGAAAAUAUACGCGACCAAUUCGUUUCGGGCCUCAGAAGUGAAGAGAUGAGGUCGCGCUUGUUCGCGGAACCCACAUUGGAUUACAAAAAGGCGGUGGAGUUGGCGCUCGCAUUGGAAGCGGCCGAGCGGCACGCCGAGACAGCGGCGACCGGCGGCGGCGGUGGCGGGGCGCCGGCGGCAGGACUCGGGCAGGGCGCGGCCGGCCUGCACCGCGUGGGCCAGGCGCCCGCGGCGGCCAAGCGGCGGCCCGCUUGCUGGCGCUGUGGCCGGGACGGACACGCGCCUAACAAGUGUCGCUACAAGACAUAUACUUGCAACCUGUGCAAGGACAAAGGACACUUGUCUACAGUGUGUAAGAAAAGUGAAAGUGCCGGCAGGUCAAAGUAUCAGAACUACAUUGAUGGUGAUAGUUCGGACGACGAUAUGAGUGAUGGUAUGUACAAGAUUCUAUCAGUAAAAAGUAAGAUAAAAGAUGGACCUUAUCAUUGUGAACUUAAGGUUGACAAUUGUAAUAUUUUAUUUGAAAUUGACACGGGCAGUAGAAUAUCGGCGAUAUCAAAACAAUUCUACGAUAAACAUUUUUCAUAUUUAAAUUUGCAAAAGAAUGACGAUAGGUUCCAUUCAUAUACGAGAGUACCCAUAAUUCCACUGGGGUACAUCAGUGUGCAUGUGACGAGCGGGAGUGAGUCAGCUGAUUUACCGUUGUUUGUUAUUGAGGACGGCGGCCCGCCCUUGUUAGGCCGAUCUUGGUUGCGUAAAUUAAAUCUCGCUUCGAUUAAAAUAAACAAUAUAUCUGACAACAAUGACCCACUGGUGCUUAAAUUAAAAAAUGAGUUCCCAGAGGUCUUUGAUGACAGAUUAGGUACUUUUAAAACAAAAAUACACUUGCAUUUGAAAGAUAGUUCUCCGAUAUUCUGCAAAGCCCGGCCGUUGCCAUUAGCGCUGCGUAUGCCAGUCGAACGUGAGCUUGAGAGGUUGCAAUCAGAAAAUGUUAUUUAUAAAGUCGACACCUCUGAAUACGGGACGCCCAUUGUUCCCGUAAUCAAGCGCGACGGUUCGAUUCGCAUAUGCGGUGACUACAAGGUCACUGUAAAUAAGUGUUUAAAAGAGUUUCACUACCCCUUGCCCCGCAUUGAACAACUAUUUGCUGCUUUAAGUGGAGGGGAAAAGUUCACUAAAUUAGAUUUAAAGAACGCAUAUUUACAGCUGGUUCUCGAUGAUGACUCACAGCCUCUAACCGCUAUAACAACACAUGUAGGUACUUUCUUGUACCGACGGGCUCCAUUCGGAAUAAAGUGUUUGCCUGAAAUAUUUCAAAAACUAAUCGAAGAGACGCUUAGCGGGUUAGAGGGCGUAGUGGCCUUUAUCGAUGACAUUUGUGUUACUGGUAGAAACAAAGACCAUCAUAUGAAAAAUUUGAAAGCGGUUUUAACUCGACUGAGGGAAGCAGGGUUGCGUAUUAAAUUCGAAAAAUGUGAGUUCUUUAAAGACGAGGUUUGUUACCUCGGAUAUAGGAUAAAUAAAAAUGGCCUUCAUACGGACAAAGAUAAAAUAGCCGCCAUUGAAAAUUUACCUGUGCCACAAAAUGUGUCACAGCUCAGAGCCGCAUUGGGUCUUGUCAACUAUUAUUCACGAUUUAUACCCAAUAUCAGUACUAUUUUACACCCACUGUAUGCUCUACUUGCCAAGGGAAACCGGUGGCAGUGGACACAUUUGUGUGAUCAGGCUUUCAAACAAGUCAAAGGUGAGUUGCUAAACAGUCCAGCGCUGGCACAUUACGAGCCGUCGCUGCCGCUGGUUCUCUGCGUGGACAGCAGUGCCUAUGGACUGGGCGCUGUGCUGGCUCAGCGGUAUCCUGACGGGACCGAGCGCCUCGUGUGCUGCGCGUCGCGCACGCUUAGCGAGACCGAGCGACGCUACAGCCAGAUAGACAAGGAGGCAUUGGCCAUCGUGUACGGAGUGAACAAGCACCACCAAUACCUAUUUGGCCGUAAGUUUACCCUUCGAAGCGAUCACAAAGCGCUCACAUACAUUUUUGGUCCGAAGCAUGGCAUACCUCAGACGGCCGCGAGCCGCUUACAAAGGUACGCAGUUCGACUGGCAGCAUACGACUUCACCAUAGAAUUCGUAUCGACGGACAAAAACGGUAAUGCGGACGGUCUUUCCCGUCUACCGCUCCCUGCAGGGUCGAGGAAAAAUGACGAAGACGACGCGGCAUAUCUACACUUCGUGGAAGAAACUUUCCCUCUUAGCCAUAGGGACGUGGCGAGGGAAACAAAAAAAGACAUUACACUAUGCAAAGUGUACGGGUACGUCAUGAGCGGGUGGCCUUCAGAUACGGAAAUCGAAAAUGAAAAACCUUAUUUUCACCGCAAGGACACGCUGCACAUCGAUCAUGAUUGCAUAGUAUGGGGGUAUCGGGUAGUUAUCCCCAGCAGUCUGCGGGCACAGGUGGUGGAGGAGGUUCACGCCGGUCAUGUAGGUAUGGUGCGCAUGAAACAGAUUGCACGAGGCUACGUGUGGUGGCCGGGACUGGACGCCGACCUGGAGCGGCGCGCACGCUCCUGCGACGCCUGCCGCGCUGAGUUGGACGCGCCGCCGCGCGCUACGCCCGCGACGUAUGCCUGGCCCGCCGAACCCUGGGUUAGACUUCAUGCCGACUUCUUACAUCAUAAUGGUCGAACUUAUUUCCUCCUUAUCGAUGCCCAUUCGAAGUGGAUCGAAGUAUUCUCAAUGACGAGCGGCACGACAGCCGCGCACGUGACGCUCAAGUUGCGCGAGGUCUUCGCGAGGUACGGGUUACCCAUACAACUCGUCACUGACGGCGGCCCACCAUUUACGUCCCACGACUUCGAAAUGUUCUUACAAAAAAAUGGCGUCUUCCACGUUGUCACAGCUCCAUACCACCCGUCAAGUAAUGGAGCCGCAGAAAACGCAGUCAAAACUAUUAAAAAGGUACUCAAAAAGGCCAUAACCGAAGGUGAGAACGUAGAAACCGCCCUUUUAAAAUUUUUACUGCAGUAUCGCAAUAGCCCGCACAGCAGCACGGCACGCGAGCCCGCCGUGGCAAUGCUGGAGCGGCGGCUGCGCACGCGCCUGGACCUGCUGCGCGCCGGCAGCGCUGCGCCCGCCGCCCGCGUGCAGGCGGCGCAGAAUGCACAGCUGCGCCACGCCGGCGGGACCACGCGCGAGCUACGCCAAGGGGACCAGGUAUUGGUUAGAAAUUAUUCUAAAAAUGGUCCAAAGUGGACAGAGGGCUCAGUAACAGAGCGCACUGGCGCUGUGACAUAUAAUGUGAAGGUUGGCGAACAAGACGGGAGCAGACACAUAGACCAACUUAUCAAAAGAAAAGUAGUACGUUACUCAUUACCCAGUGACAAUUUAUCUUCUGAACCCGAUAUUCCCCUGCCUUCACCGAGCCAGCAAAAUGAAAUUCUCUCCAGACCAGAGUCCCCAGAAUUUAAAGAUGCAGAAGCAUUGUAA
Molecule: messenger RNA, 3855 nt
Organism: Cydia fagiglandana
Lineage: Eukaryota; Metazoa; Arthropoda; Insecta; Lepidoptera; Tortricidae
Exons: 1
Coding region: 1-3855 (1284 amino acids)
Biological process (GO): DNA integration
Molecular function (GO): nucleic acid binding; zinc ion binding
Source: RefSeq, a predicted model, not a curated record